AUGGACAUUCCUUUAUUCUCCUCUCACCAACCUGUCAUCUAUUGGGGUAUGCCAUGUUCAGCUGCAAGCCAGCCGCCCCUUGUUGCUCCACCUAGCCAGCCGCCACUGGUUGCCCCACCUAGUCAACCGCAACCAGUAGUUCCAGCUAGCACCAGUAUCUCUCCCGUUGCUGCUUCAAGUCCAGCAAGACCUUCUCCACCUGACUUCAGGAAGUCUCCCAGUCCACCCGAAGAUGUUGCUUCCGUUUUCAGCCCUCAAGCUGGUCCCUCGGGGACUGAAGUUUCCACAGAGCUAUUAUUUGAAGAGACUCCUGCCAGCCCGGAGGUGAUGUUGCGACAGUCUCAAAGGACUACACAAGCUGACCGACAGGGGGCUGUAGAUACACCUGCACCCGCGGAGCGUGUGGACCCUGCUCCGGUUCCUCAGUGUGGACCUUCAUCUUCUCCGACUGUUGUUCCUGCGCAGACGGUUCCAGGACUUCAGGAGGUUGUGCCCGACGGCAGAGCUGGAGGGUCGAGCGUGCCCGCCUUUGGUCUGGGGCCUAGUGACAGGAGAUUGAUGCCACUACUGGAAUCAUCGAUGGCGGCCUCUACGUGGUCGGGACAUGAUCCUCCGGUUGCUACGGUGGUGUUCUUGGGCCACUCCUAUGUUCAUCGGGCGGCACAGCGAGCGGCCUGCCGGCCUGGAGGGAGAUCGUUGGGUUUCCAUCAAGUCGAUGCCCAAUGGAGGGGGAUUCCGGGUAUGAGAUGGCCUCAAGUGCUCUCGGAGACGGUGGACCUGUCCGGUAGGCUGAGAUCGGGAGUUGUUUUGGUUGUCCACGCGGGUGGCAACGACCUAUGUUUCACCAGGGUCCCCGAGUUGAUAACCAUUAUGAAAGCGGAUGUGGAACGGCUCGGUGGAUUUUUCUCCGAGAUGGUUCUGGUGUGGUCGGAGAUUGUUCCACGGGUAAAAUGGCAGGGUGCCAGGGAUGCAGAGGCCAUUGAGCGGUCUCGCCGUUUAGUUAAUUCCAGGAUGGCGAGGUUUGUUCGGUCCAAGGGCGGUGUGGUGGUCAGGCACAGGGAGCUGGAAGGGGAUAAUAGGAGGUUUAUGAUAAGCGAUGGUGUCCACCUCAACGAUAUUGGGCUGGACAUCUUCCUUUCUGGUCUUCAAGAUGGCGUUGAACAGCCCCUUUUUGUAUUGAGUGGGGGUCGGAGCUCCGUGUAG
Messenger RNA from Hyla sarda, 1203 nucleotides. RefSeq names its product proline-rich protein 36-like. Lineage: Eukaryota; Metazoa; Chordata; Amphibia; Anura; Hylidae. The coding region runs from base 1 to 1203 and encodes 400 amino acids. The record is from RefSeq and is a predicted model, not a curated record. The transcript is spliced from 4 exons.